Messenger RNA from Eimeria acervulina, 1272 nucleotides. Its product is annotated as Casein kinase one (CK1) TgCK1b, putative. NCBI's taxonomy places the organism in Eukaryota, Apicomplexa, Conoidasida, Eucoccidiorida, Eimeriidae. Bases 1 to 1272 code for a protein of 423 amino acids. Gene Ontology annotation, cellular component: nucleus; cytoplasm. Gene Ontology annotation, biological process: peptidyl-serine phosphorylation; endocytosis; signal transduction. Gene Ontology annotation, molecular function: protein serine/threonine kinase activity; ATP binding. The transcript is spliced from 11 exons. The record is from RefSeq and is a predicted model, not a curated record.
AUGGCGCACCAUGCAGACAGUUCAAAAUCUAACCAAAACCCUCUUAGAGAUGCCAGGAUUGGCGGCAUCUGGCGCCUGGGCCGUAAGAUCGGGUCCGGGUCCUUUGGAGACAUCUACAAAGGUGUGAAUGUACAGACUGGAGAGGAGGUGGCGAUGAAGGUAGAGAGUGCCAAAGCAAAGCACCCCCAGCUCAUUUAUGAGUCCAAGCUCAUAAAGCAUCUACAAGGGGCCCCUGGCAUAGCACAGAUCUACUACUGUGAUGCGGAGGCUGACUUCAACAUCAUGGUCAUGGAACUGCUGGGCCCUAGCCUAGAGGAUCUGUUCAACCUGUGCAGUCGGCAGUUUACGCUCCGGACUAUUCUGAUGAUCGCUGACCAAGUUCUCGACCGCGUUGAAUAUUUACACAGCAAGAAUUUCAUCCACCGCGACAUCAAGCCGGAUAACUUCCUGAUCGGCAGAGUGAACGGACCUCACCAGAGUGUGAUAUACAUGAUAGAUUAUGGGCUUGCGAAGAAGUACCGUGAUCCGAAGACACACCAGCACAUCCCAUACCGAGAGAACAAGAACUUAACAGGGACAGCCCGUUACGCCUCCAUCAGCGCACACCUGGGCUCCGAACAGAGUCGGAGGGAUGAUUUAGAGGCUGUGGGCUACGUCCUCAUGUACUUCUGCAGGGCUGGGACGCUACCCUGGCAAGGCAUUAAGGCGAACACAAAGCAGGAGAAAUACCACAAGAUCAUGGAGAAGAAGAUGUCUACUCCUGUUGAGGUCCUAUGCAAAGGGUAUCCCGCGGAAUUUGCUACGUAUCUUAACUAUUGUCGGCAGCUCCGCUUCGAAGAUCGGCCGGAUUAUGCGUAUCUCCGGGGGCUUUUUAAAGAUCUCUACAUUAAAGAGGGAUUCGAUCAGCAGGAUGCUGCAUUCGAUUGGACGCCGAAGCUGAAUGCUCGGAAUUCCAACCUUGGUCACUCGGGGGAUCGCCUGCAUGGCCACUGCAGCCAGGAGCCACGGCAUCGCUCUAGAAGGGAACAAGAUAGGCUUGCGCCGGGACGGAGCCGAGAUGCCAGUAAGAACCAAGUCGCCGCGGGAAACGGCAAUUUAGUGAACCCUUCGAUGGCAACGAACCCGGGCGGACCCUCAGUUAUGGUGCCAGAGCGCGCGGCUGGUGAAGGCGCUGUGCAGAAUGCACUUGAGGCGCAGCAGGAGAAAGAUGAGACGACAAAACAGCGCAGCCAUUUGUCUUGCUUGCCUUUUGUAAGACUAAUCAUGCCUUAG